AUGGGUUCAGGAGUGUUCCUGAGCGUCACCUUGGUCUUCCCCUCCCAGAGCCAGCGGUUCCUGCGGGUUGGCCUGGCGGUACCCAUCCUCAGCACAGUGGCUGCCCUGAGGAAGAUGGUUGCAGAGGAAGGCAACAUCCCAGCGGAUGAGGUGAUCUUGGCCGAACUGCAUCUCACCGGAUUCCAGCGGUCCUUCUUUGAUGAGGAGGACUUGAAUAUCAUCGCGGAUGGAGACAAUGUGUAUGCCUUCCACGCCCCGUCCUCACCUGGCCCGGGCCGGCUCUUGGAUCAUCCACCUGGCCUGCCCGUCUGCCCACGCCCCGCACCCCGGGAAGGUCAGCGAGAGGCCAAGGUGGUUAUCCUCUUCUGUAACUUGAACCUGGGAGAGCUGUUCUCCGUCAGGGUUGUGGGGUUCCCCCCGAACUGCAGCUACUUGUCCCCACAGGCCGGCCGGCCCCUGUGUCAGUGGACAGUUGACAGGGUGCUGCAACUUAAGAGGCCGGGCGGGCCCCCCCACAUCAAGCUGGCCGUGGAAUGGGAGCGCCAUGCUAAAGAGCGCUUCUUUGGGAGCCUCCAGGAGGAGCAGGUCCAGGAGGCAGAGAGCGUGCAGCGGCAGCAGCAGGUGCACCAGCAGUCCAGCUGCACCCUGGACGAGUGUUUUCAGUUCUACACCAAGGAGGAGCAGCUGACCCAGGACGAUGCCUGGAAGUGUCCCCACUGCCGAGUCCCCCAGCAGGGCACCGUGAAGCUGAGCCUGUGGACCCUGCCCGACAUCCUCAUCAUCCACCUCAAAAGGUUCUGCCAGGUCGGGGAGCGGAGAAACAAGCUCUCCACGCUGGUGACGUUCCCGCUGACCGGCCUCAACAUGGCGCCCCACGCGGCCCCCAGGAGCACCAGCCCCCAGCCCAGGCCAGGCCCCUGGCCUUCCUGGAAGCAGCCCGCCCGCCUGCCCAACGGCUACCCUCAGGACUUCCUGUACGACUUGUAUGCCGUCUGCAAUCACCACGGCAGCCUCCAGGGAGGGCAUUACACAGCCUACUGCCGGAACUCCCUGGAUGGCCAGUGGUACAGUUACGACGACAGCACAGUGGAGCCACUGCGGGAAGAGGAGGUCAGUACCCGCGGAGCCUACAUCCUGUUUUAUCAGAAGCGGAACAGCAUCCCGCUCUGGUCGGCCAGCAGCUCCGUGAGAGGUUCCACAAGCUCCUCCAUCUCCGACCACUGGCUCAUGAGACUUGGGAGCAACAAUGACAGCGCGGCAGGGAGCUUGCUGUCCUGGGCCUCUGCUCCCUGCCCCUCCCUGCCCCCCAUGCCCGACUCGCCCGUCUUCGCAAACAGCGUCUUCCACCAGGAGAAGGAGCUGCCGCCCAGGCCUCGGGUGUGCGGUAACCGAGGCAGAAGCAUCAGCGUGAAGGCACCCACCCCACCCCAAGUGCAGCAGGGGCCCUUCAAGACCAUGCCCCUCCGGUGGUCUUUCGGAUCCAGGGAGAAACCGCCUGGUGCAUCCAUGGAGUUGGUGGAGUACUUAGAGUCCAAACGGAGACCUCGGCCCACCAGCAGGUCCAUCGUGCCGCUGCUGACCGGCGCUGUGGGUGGGCAGGGGAGGCCAGCGGCGCCCCAUGCAAACCUGGCCCUGGGUGCGCAUGGUGACGACAGGGUGCGAGCCGGUGGGGGCGCCCAGGCCACAGUGCCCCAACCCAACCACUGUCCGCCCCCUGGGAACUCCGAUGGUCUGAACGCAGCAAGGAAAGUAAGAGAAGGUGCAAACCAGGAGAUCAGGCUGCCCAGGCAGUUUGACCUGCCCCUCCCCGUGACACCCUGCACGGAGAGCGAGAGGGAGUUGCGGCCCCGACCCGAGGGCCAGAGGACCCGGAACAGUAGGGUGAGUGGCCCCCAGGGCAGUAAUAGGACUACAUCCUCCCACGCCAUGGGGUUCCGUGGGAACAGCAAGGACAGUCACCACAUAGCGGCCCAGCCAGGGCCUGGCGUGGAGAAAAGGGACUCUGAUGGAUUUCAUCAAGGGACACUCACCCUCCUGAGGUCUGUGUUUUGGAAGAAAGAGAACAGGAGGAACGGCGAGGGGGCAGAGGUUUGCUCCAAGGCAUCCCCUGGUGCCCUGCUACAGGACAGGCUGGGCACAGCUUCGGGGGCACAGGCGCAAGCCCCGCCCCCUGCCCUGGGGGUCCCAGAGAGCUUGGCCAGGGCCCCCGCCAGCUCCUUGGAGAGGGACGUGCGCUCAGCACCCAGCUCCUUCCGCCUCCCUCGCAAAACCAGCAAGCACCCGACUGGCAGCACUUUUGGCUCUUUCCAGAGGCGUGUUCCUGGGGAGCAGACUUCCUACGGCAGCACCCUGCAAAGGGUGAAAUACCACACCUUCUCCUUGGGCCGGAAGAAGACGUUACCAGAAUCCAGCUUUUGAAAGUUGCUUUCCAGUAAGAGGUGGGGAGGCUUAAAAAAAAAAAAAAAAAAAUUGUGGAAACAUGGAAUUCUGAUCAUGGGAUUUCCCCCAUGAAUUUCAUUUUUGAUGGUAUAAAACUGGCUGGCAUUCCUGCAACUUUGCACAGAACAGCUUCCAUGGUCUGGACACAUCAGGGGGCAGUCUGGGUUGAGAGGGGGGCCUCUGUUGAGCCAGUGGGCAUGUGAGCCCACAUUUGGAGUGCCAACUCCUUUUGGAUGCCCCAUCGGCUGCUUUAUACUGUCGGGCCACUAGAGGGGGUGGUUGGGUAAGUAGUACCAUUUAAGAAUAAGCCUGAUUUUUAAAUGAUCCUGCUGGAUCAGGAAGUUGAGACUUCUAUUCUCGGAAAGAUUUACACUCCGGAAACCCACAGGGCAGUUCUACCCGGUCCUGUAGGAAGGACCCUAUGAGUCAGAAUUGACUCAAUCAAUGGAGAUGAGUUUUGAGAACUUGAGCUAUUCUAAAAAGUCAUUUGGAUUUGUGCAAACCUUUGAACAUAACUCUAUUAAUAUAACUGUAUUAUUUAUGUUAUGUGUUGUGAUUGACUACUUUUAAUUACAUAUGUAUGUGUAUAUAUACAUAUAUAUGGAGUAGCCUAUCUUUUUCAGUGUUUCUCUGCAAUAAAACAUUUAAGAGAUAAAUAAAGGUAACAGGAAUUUAAGUCAGAAUGCUUGGGGGGGGCUUGGAGAGAAAUGAUUGUGAUUUUAAGAGAAUAUUUAAUAUAUAACAAACUAUUAAAGAUUUUCAAGGUAUUUUUAAAGAGACAACUAUUUUGGUAGUCGGAGAAGAGAAACUUCUUUUUUUUUUUUAAUAAUAAAUGUG
Molecule: messenger RNA, 3276 nt
Organism: Echinops telfairi (small Madagascar hedgehog)
Lineage: Eukaryota; Metazoa; Chordata; Mammalia; Afrosoricida; Tenrecidae
Gene: USP43
Product: ubiquitin specific peptidase 43
Exons: 11
Coding region: 1-2418 (805 amino acids)
Biological process (GO): protein deubiquitination
Molecular function (GO): cysteine-type deubiquitinase activity
Source: RefSeq, a predicted model, not a curated record